Molecule: messenger RNA, 1476 nt
Organism: Pipistrellus nathusii (Nathusius's pipistrelle)
Lineage: Eukaryota; Metazoa; Chordata; Mammalia; Chiroptera; Vespertilionidae
Source: the annotation of a GenBank genome assembly
AUGGCCGCCAGGCAGGCCGCCGGGAGGGGCCCCGGGGGGAAGCGCAAGCGGGUGGUGCUGACCCUGAGGGAGAAGAUGGACGUGUGCGCGCGGCUGGAGAAGGGCGAGAGCCGGAAGGCGCUGAUGCAGGAGUACAACGUGGGCAUGUCCACGCUCUACGACAUCCGGGCCCACAAGGCGCGGCUGCUGCGCUUCCUGGCCGGCUCCGCCUGCAGCCCGGCGCUGGAGCGGCGGCGCACGCUGCACACGCCCCGGCUGGAGCGCCUGGACCGGGCGCUGCACGCCUGGUUCCUGGGCCGGCGCGCCGCGGGCCUGCCCGUGUCCGGCCCCGCGCUCAUCGCCAAGGCCAAGGACCUGUACGCGCAGAUGCGGCUCAGCGAGCCCUGCGUGUUCUCCGGCGGCUGGCUGUGGCGCUUUAAGGCCCGGCACGGCAUCAAGAGGCUGGACGCGGCCGGGGAGAGGCAGGCGGCCGAGCGCCAGGCGGCCGAGCGGUUCUGCGGGUUCUUCCGGAGCCUGGCGGCCGAGCACGGCCUGACGCCGGAGCAGGUGUACAGCGCCGGCGAGACCGGCCUCUCCUGGCAGCGCCGGCCUGGACCCGCCGCCGAGGGCGAGCCGGCGCCCGGCGGCAAGCCGGGCCGGGACAGGCUGACCGUCCUCGUGUGCGCCAACGCCACGGGCUCCCACAGGAUCAAGCCCCUGGUGGUCGGGAAGUGUGGCGGCGCCCGGGCCCCCCGGGGCACCCAGCACCUGCCGGCGGCCUGCCGGGCGCCGGGGACCGCGUGGGCGGGCCGGGCCGAGCUGGCCGGCUGGUUCCACCACAUCUUCGCCCCCGCAGUGCGGGCGCACUUCCGCGCCCUGGGGCAGCCCGCGGACAGCAAGGCCGUGCUGCUGCUGGACGGCUCCCGGGCCCACCCGCCGGCGUCCGAGCUGGUGGCCGGGAGCAUCUUCACCGUCUUCCUGCCGGCCGGCGCCGCCGCCCUCCUCCAGCCCAUGGACCAGGGCCUCCGGCGGGGCCUCGUGGAGAGCUUCGCCAGCUCCCCGGGGGCGCCGCCCGGCUGCCCCCCGCGCCCCGGCGGCAGCGACGCCGCGGGCAGCGUGGCCUGCGCCUGGGACGCCGUGCCCGCCGCCGUCUUCAGGCGCGCCUGGGGGCGGCUGUGGCCCGGGGCCUCUUCCGAGGAGGAGCCCGAGCGCCCCCCGGAGCACACGGAGAAGGACGGGGACCCCGGGGCUGCCGGGCAGGGCGAGGAGGCGCCCUGGGAGCAGGCGGCCACGGCCUUCGACACAGUGCUGCGCUUCGCCGCGGCCUGGCCCUGCUUCUCGGCGCAGGAGCUGGGGCAGCUGCGGGCGCUGCGCUCCGUGCUCGCCCGGCGGCGGAGCCCUCCCCUCAGGGCCGUGGUCGAGCCCGAGGGCCCCCGGGUGCGCCCGGGGGGCUGCGCCACAGCGGCCUGCGCGCCCUGCACCGCGGGCGAGAACUGA